AGUCUUCUGGCGGGCGCGUCCUCGGCACUCUUGCGCAUGCGUCAACGUGUUCGGGGAGGGGGGAAGCGGGCGCGGAGGCCGAGUUGCUAUAGCAACCGAGGCGGGCUCCGCGGGAGGAUUCUCGGGCUGCUCCGGGGCGGGCCUGGGAUUCCGCUUUCUCUGCGUCCCGGUGCCUGGGAAAUCCCGGGCAUCUUGCAAAAUGAGCCCCUUGUGACGUAGAGUGGAGCCGAGGGGUCAGGGCCGGGUGGAGACCGGGUCCCCGCGUACCGCGGCAUGCGGGCGGGAUGGGUCUGUGCGAGUCCACGCUGCCCCAGAUGGGCAGAGCUUUGAGGCCCCAGGAGAAGGAUGUCCUGAAGUCCCCCCUGAUCAUCUUCGUGGUGGGCGGUCCUGGCUGUGGGAAAGGGACCCAAUGCAGAAACAUGGCCAGCAAGUACGGCUUCUGCCACGUGGGGCUGGGCCAGCUGCUGCGGGAGGAGGCUCAGAGGAGGACCCAGCGGGGCCGACAGAUCCGGGACAUCAUGCAGCAGGGACGCCUGGUGCCCACGGGUCUCAUUCUGGACAUGAUCAGUGACAACCUGCUGUCUCGUCCGGAGAGCCGCGGCUUCCUCAUCGAUGGCUUCCCCAGAGAGCUGGAACAGGCCAAAGAGUUUGAGCGGAUUGUGGGCAGGGCCCCCAACAUAGUCAUGGGGUUUGACUGCUCCAUGGAAACAAUGGUGCGGAGAGUUCUACGCCGUGGACAGGUGGAGCACCGGGCGGAUGAUUCGGAGCCAGCCAUCCGCAAGCGCCUGGAGACACACUACACCCUGUGUGAGCCUGUCCUGACCUUCUACCAGCAAAAGAACCUUCUGCGAAAUAUCUUGGCUGAAGAAGCCCCCGAGAGCAUUUUUGCCAAGUGCUGCUCAGUCAUUGACAGUCUGCAGUGAGGGGCCGAUGUCCGGCCUACCCCAUUCCCCACAGCACACAGGACCCAGGCCUGUGAGGUGAGACCUUGGUGCUAAUAGGGCCCCUUUGUGGGCAGACAGGCAGCUAACACAGUCAGAGGGGAACUACCUACCUAGAGAUGGCAGCUGUCACUGCGUCAUGUGGACCCUGGUCAUUUUUGUAGCGUGCCAAGGUUUGUUUGCAGGUGGUCUGAGGGCAGCUUUGGGAAUGGGUUCUUUUGUUCCUGAUGCUGUGGCAAGCCCCUCCCUGUCUGGCUGGGGUUAGAGGAGCCACUGCACCUGACUCUGGGGCCAGCUUUCACCCGCCAUGCCAUCCUCCUGGCCUUGACUUUGAUCACCAAGGGUAACUUCACCGGCUGGCACUGCCUCAGGAUGCCAAGAAUCCCAAGUGACUUCUGGUGCCCUGGGCACACCUCACCCAGGCUUAACUCUACUUCAGUGUUGGCCAUACAUUUUUGCCAAGUGCUGCUCGGUCACCGACGGUCUGCAGUGGGGGGGGGGGGGGGGGGCACGCGCCGCAUAGGCAUGCAAGUCAAGCCCGUGCCCAAUGGGAUGCUUUCACAAGGCAACCUUAGUGACAAGUGCAGUCACAUCCAUGGGAACGUGGCCCCGGGGAUGAUCCUCAGUGCCUGCUCUCCCAGGUCCCAGAGGGAGAGUGCAGACAGCUGGGCAGGCCUCCCAAAAGGAAGGGGACUGAACAGCACUCCAUCCUCUCUGCCCCACUCACCCUGCUUCCCUCUACCAGCACAACCUGUGUACUGAAAAGGUUAGGAAAACACACGCCUGCAGACUGUCUCCUAAAAAACGAAGACAAAAUCCCCACAAGAAGCUGUUCACCUCCAGACACCAUCACCAGGGUUACGUUCACAACAUCUACUCAGGUCAUCUGCUUCAGAAGCCUACUUGAAGGGUGGGAGACAGACAGACGGCAGCCAGCAAGACACGGGGAGGUUUUGUUACCAUUUAUUUGUGAAGUUAAAAACGAGCGAUAAAAAGUAAAAACUGCCAUACAAUUUUUUUUUGUUUUGUUCUCAUUUUUUUUUCUCAGUUUAUCUCAUCUUCAACAGAUGACAACGUACCAGGCCAGUCCUGGGGUUGGGGUGGGUAUAGGGUGGAGCCAGGGAAGAGCAGGGGGGGGAGAGAGAAAGGGGAGAGAGGGGGAGAGAGAGAGAUGGGCAGGGCAGGAGGGGCCUGCGACACCCACACCUGGUCCAAGGAAUGUUCCAACUCUAACUAAAAAAACGAAAAAACGAGAUAGCAAGAGUGACUUUCUUUCCUUUUAAAAAGUUUAUUUAAAAACAAGAAUAGGGCCCCGGGCAGUAGGGAGGGAGUGAACCGCUUCCCUCAGAGGGUGGGCUCAGAGGCGGGGAUAGAGGUUUAUAUAUUUCUCUAUAUAUAUCACUUUAUAGGUUUGUUCUGCUCUUUGUGAUUUAAUUUUUAAACUUUUUUUUUUGGCAGAGGUUAAAUUCUCGCUAUUUUCUAAGGCUGGCUCAACAUGAAGGAUCCCGAUUUUGGAAGGAAAAAGAUGUGAGACACACAGAAUGAGAGAGGGACUGCCUCAGCAUGAGGGGGACCCCCUACACCCCAGGCGGCCGUUGCUCUCUCACCAAACCAAUCAAAUAUAGAAACCAAUAAAAGAAGCCCCCAAAUGGAACAAAAAUGGAGGGAAAAAUAUGUUCACAGAUGAAGUUCAUAUCCAUUUGCUUCAAUUGCCUGCGGAGAGGGAGAGACAGGGACAGUCAUGGCAGGGGGGCGGCUGGGCUGUAAGAGGCUGCGACUCAGGCAGCGGGCCAGGAGGCCGGGCCCAAGCCUGCACAGGCCAGGCAGGGGCUGUGACUGUCUGUCUUGGGGACUCCGCUGAAGUCAGACUGCUCCUUGGUGGAGGAGAAGCAGGAGGAAGAGGAAGAGAAGUGGGGGGGGGGUCUGCAGCAGAAGAAGCCAGAGGCAUGGAAGGGGCGCACAAGGAAGAAGUGCCAGGGUGGGGAGAGGGGCAGAGGAGGGAGGCGGCGGGCGGCUGGGCGUCACAACAUUCAGAUCACGGUGUCCCCACAACACCCCUGUGAGGUAGGUUGGAAGGUGGCAACGAUCGUCAUGCCCACUUCACAGACAAGACCAGGACACAGAGGCAAGUGCACAAGAGGUGGCCUCGCCAGGCAGGGAGGGCCCAGUCCCCUCAGUGGGCUCCCCUCCAUCCCAGCAGAGCCAGGGCCGCCUGCAACACGCAGUUACUUUGACAUGGGGGAUAAAGAUGGAGGUUUUAAAAAAAUAAAAGAAUAAAAAAGAACAAAACCCAAAAUAGU
Molecule: messenger RNA, 3241 nt
Organism: Peromyscus californicus insignis
Lineage: Eukaryota; Metazoa; Chordata; Mammalia; Rodentia; Cricetidae
Product: adenylate kinase isoenzyme 1-like
Exons: 5
Coding region: 285-923 (212 amino acids)
Biological process (GO): nucleoside triphosphate biosynthetic process
Cellular component (GO): cytoplasm; cytosol
Molecular function (GO): ATP binding; AMP kinase activity
Source: RefSeq, a predicted model, not a curated record